Elaeis guineensis (African oil palm) is the source of this 1117-nucleotide messenger RNA. Its product is annotated as V-type proton ATPase subunit E. Gene Ontology annotation, molecular function: proton-transporting ATPase activity, rotational mechanism. Gene Ontology annotation, cellular component: proton-transporting two-sector ATPase complex, catalytic domain. The record is from RefSeq and is a predicted model, not a curated record. Gene Ontology annotation, biological process: proton transmembrane transport. Lineage: Eukaryota; Viridiplantae; Streptophyta; Magnoliopsida; Arecales; Arecaceae.
GGUCCAGGGACCAUCGCUGAGCUUAACCAUCUUCCCUGUUUCUCGCCCUUUGUAGCAGCGAACAAAAAGCCCCGUCUCUUUCUGUGCGGGGUUGGUUCCCGAUCCGAUUCUCGCUUCCUCUUUAUUUUCUCUGUCUCUCCCGAUCGAUCGAACGCUGACAGGAGAACAGAGAACCCAUUAUCGGCGAGAAAUCCUCGGUUUUUUAUUUUUUGGUGGCUCGGAGAGGCGAAGAGAAGGAGGUGGGAACGAUGAACGACGCCGAUGUCUCGAGGCAGAUCCAGCAGAUGGUGCGGUUCAUCCGGCAGGAGGCCGAGGAGAAAGCGAAUGAGAUUUCGGUGUCCGCCGAAGAGGAAUUCAACAUAGAAAAGCUGCAGCUAGUCGAAGCAGAGAAAAGAAAGAUCCGACAAGAAUAUGAACGCAAGGAAAAACAGGUGGAAAUUCGCAGGAAAAUUGAAUACUCAAUGCAGCUCAAUGCUUCACGCAUCAAAGUUUUGCAAGCCCAAGAUGAUCUCGUAAAUUCAAUGAAGGAGGCUGCUAGCCAGGAGCUUUUGCGUGUUUCUAAUGAUUCACAGGCCUAUAAAAGGCUUUUGAAAGGCCUCAUUGUCCAGAGCUUACUACGUCUGAAAGAGUCGUCAGUUUUACUACGGUGUAGGGAGGUUGACCGUCCACUGGUAGAGUCUAUCUUGAAUGAAGCUAAACAAGAGUAUGCAGAUAAAGCACAAGUUCAUCCUCCAAAUGUUAAUAUUGAUCGUGUGUAUCUUCCACCACCUCCAACCAGUAGUGAGGCUCAUGGAACUUUUUGCUCUGGAGGUGUUGUGUUGGCUUCACAAGAUGGGAAGAUUGUCUGUGAGAACACACUGGAUGCAAGACUGGAGGUUGCUUUCAGACAGAAAUUACCUGAGAUCAGAAAGCGUCUUUUUGGAAAGAUGGAAGCCUGACUUGUUCAUAUCUGUAUUUUCUUGCAAUAAAAGAUCACUCUUGUCCUUUUGCCCCUUUCUGUAAUUGGUCCUAUAUCUUCUCUCUAUUAAACCUUCUGCGCUUCAAAUUUGAACUUGAUAGUCUUUAAGCAAUAAUAGUAGAGUGGUAUGGAACAUGCACCAAAGUCACUUUUCUUCCA